AUGAAACGACUCAAGGACACGUGGCGCCAGGAGCAGCAGCGUCUGCGUCUGCGGUUGGUCGUGGGCGACGCGCUCGACUUCCAGCCGCCGCCGCUGCUGCGUGCGGCGGGGAAUACGGAGAUUGCGGAGAGAUUCGAUACUGCGGAGAGGGGGGAAAAUGCGGAAAAUGUGGAGAGAGCGGGGAAUGUGGAGCCGCCCCAAAUACAGCCGGCCCAAAUACAGCCGCCCCUGGUGCAUCCGCCCCAGAUACGACCUCCCCUGGCGCUGGUGGGCGGCGUGGACGUGAGCUUCCACCGGCGCGACCCGGACCUGGCGGUCGCGUGCCUCACAGUUGUUGCCUUCCCCAGUCUGCGCCUGCUGCACCACGAACUCGCGCUCACCCGCGUCACCCAGCCGUAUAUACCCGGAUUUCUUGCGUUCAGAGAGUGCGGCGUGCUGGAGGGGCUGAUCCGCCGCCUGAGGGACGCUCGCCCGCACCUCAUGCCGCAGGUCAUCAUGUUGGACGGCAACGGCAUCUUCCAUCCCCAGGGCUUUGGGCUGGCAUGUCAGCUGGGCGUGCAGGCAGACAUCCCCACCAUUGGCGUGGCCAAGAAUAUGUAUUACAUGGAUGGGAUGACGGACGAGCAGGUGGGCAGCUUGAAGCAGCAGCACCUGCACCAGCCAGGCGACUGGGCAACACUCACAGGCGCUAGCAGUGCCACGCAUGCUGCGCUGGUGCGGGGAGGGCCGGGCAGUCACGACCCGGUGUUUGUGUCGGUGGGGCACCGGGUCUCCUUGCACUCAGCAGUGGCCAUCACGCAGCGCUGCUGCAAGCACCGUGUCCCCGAGCCCGUGCGGUUGGCCGAUGGGCUGUCCAGAGCAGAGCUGCGGGGAGUGACGGUGGUGGAAGCAGCGGUGGGUGGAGAGCAUGUUGGAGCAUUGGCAGAGCAGAGAGGCAAUGGAGAAAGCUAG
Molecule: messenger RNA, 951 nt
Organism: Closterium sp. Naga37s-1
Lineage: Eukaryota; Viridiplantae; Streptophyta; Zygnematophyceae; Desmidiales; Closteriaceae
Source: the annotation of a GenBank genome assembly